Rhineura floridana is the source of this 9549-nucleotide messenger RNA. RefSeq names its product AT-rich interaction domain 3A (gene ARID3A). Lineage: Eukaryota; Metazoa; Chordata; Lepidosauria; Squamata; Rhineuridae. Gene Ontology annotation, biological process: regulation of transcription by RNA polymerase II. The transcript has 11 exons. Gene Ontology annotation, molecular function: DNA binding. Gene Ontology annotation, cellular component: nucleus. The record is from RefSeq and is a predicted model, not a curated record. Bases 1129 to 2883 code for a protein of 584 amino acids.
UGCACCAGCUCUGUACCUGGCCUGCCUAAAGAGUGCUUGGGGACCCCAGACCAGUCUCUCGCUUGCACCUUACAGACUGCUUGGCCUCUGAUCCUGGACUGCUCUGACCCUGACUCUUGCCUGACUCCCUUGGUGUUCAGGUAGACUCCGGACUCUGGCUUCAGACUGACCCUGGAUACGCCCUUGCGCUGGGGAAUCUCUCGCCACCUUAAGGAGACCGUAAGGGCUGCCAAAAAGGGCCUGCGAGGAGGGAGGCAUCAAGCGAUCCAGUUGUGCCAGAUGCAGAGAUGAGGCAGAAUCACCUGCCACACAGAGAAGACGCAUCACCAGGGCAGCAACCCAGGCAGAGACACAACAGGCAACCUCCCGUGAGAGCCAGGGGAAGAUUUUGCUGCACCUCUGCCUUGAGGUUGCCUGGAUCACCUGCUCUGGGGGCCCCCCUGCAAAAUCAUUGAGCCAGAAAAAGGAGAGGAGGGGGUUAGGAGAAUGAGAUUCCCCAAGCUGCCGUCUUCGCAAGACAGGGUUUCCACUGACGCCUAGAUGACGCAGAAGAGGUGGACCAUCCACAGCACCUUUGUUGCCCCUUCAGCCUCUGUGGAUCAGACGGAAUUUGGGGGGCUGAUUGCAGGAUUGGGCUGUGGCUUCAGUUCAGGGUGGCGCGCAGCAACACAGCGGCUGCGUAGAGUGUGGGGCCUUUCACUGCAGGAUGACGGCUGACCUCUAAGGCAAUAUUGUGCAUGGGAUUAUUCAUAUUCAUAUUGUUUUUGUACGUACAUUUUUGCCGUGAGGCCGAGAAGGACUGAGUUUCCUCCACCACGAGAAAACCCCAACAACGGCCACUUUGUUUACGGGUUGUUGGACCUCUGCACUGUCCUGCCUUGAUUGCAGAGUGCUGUGCAGCCGCGGCUGAGACGCCACGACCCUCAAAAGCCGCCUUAAGCCCCCUCCCCCCAGCUGGGGCAGAAGGCCCCCCAACCAGCGUCCCCCACGGCGUUGCCCCCGACUGAACGUUGCCCCACGGCUCCUCCACCUCCCGUGCAGGACGUAGGCUCCUCCCCUUCAGGGCGCUGCUCCGCCUCCCGCGCGCUGCCUGCUCCUGCCAGGCCGCCGCCCCCUGCAGGCAGGGCCAUGAAGCUGCAGGCAGUGAUGGAGAACUUGCAACGGCAGCAGCGAGCACGCCUGCAGCAAGAGAUGGAGUCCCGGCAGCAGCAGCAGCAGCACCAGCCCCAGGCCGCCCCGCCGCCCCACCAGACUGCUGCGCUGCCGGCCUCCAUGGCCGCAGCGCUGUCCCACAGCCAGGAGCCUCCCUCCGCCGAGGAGGUAGGGGAGCCUGAGAGCGCCCGGAUCCAGAGGGCACAGAUGGCAGCGCUGGCAGCCAUGCGGGCGGCGGCGGCUGGCCUCAGCCAAGCAUCCACCCCUGUUGCGUCGGAGGCGAGCCAGUCCUCUGAGGAAGAGGAGGAGGAGGAGGAGGAGGAGGAAGGCGGCUGCAUGUUCCAACGGGAGGCAGGCUUAGAAGAAGAGGAGAUGAAGGGCAAAUGGGGCGAUGAGGAAUACGAAGAGGACCUGGGCGAGGAGGAAGAUUAUGACGAAAUGGCGGAGGAGGGUCUUGGCUCCGGGGAGGUGGCCCACUCGAGCCCCGGCCCCCCGCUUCUCUGCAAGCAGCAGCCCCCCCAGCAGUACAGGGGGGAGCCGUCCCGGCUGCCGGCAGGCCCCGAGCGGCUGUCUUCCUCGGUGUCCCACCUCCCGCAGAUGCAGCCCCCGCCCCUGGACCACGGAGACUGGACAUACGAGGAACAGUUCAAGCAGUUGUACGAACUUGAUGGAGACCCCAAAAGGAAGGAAUUCCUGGAUGAUCUCUUCAGUUUCAUGCAGAAGCGAGGGACCCCCGUCAACCGCAUCCCCAUUAUGGCGAAGCAAGUCCUGGAUCUCUACAUGCUGUACGUCCUGGUGACCGAGAAGGGUGGCCUGGUGGAGGUGAUCAACAAGAAGCUCUGGAGGGAGAUCACGAAGGGUUUGAACCUGCCCACCUCCAUCACCAGCGCUGCCUUCACGCUGCGCACACAGUACAUGAAGUACUUAUACCCGUACGAGUGCGAGAAGCGGGGGCUGAGCAACCCCAAUGAGCUCCAGGCCGCCAUCGACAGCAACCGCCGGGAAGGUCGCCGGCAAGGGUUCAGCGGCUCCAUCUUCACCUAUUCGCCCAGCGGCACCCACGGGAUCCUCUCAUCCCCCAAGCUCCAGGUCCCGCCCUUGGGACUAGCGUCGGCCACUAACGGUAGCUCCAUGAUCCCUCUUCCGAAAAUCAAGAAAGAGGAAGACUCUGCGGUCCCCAUCGCCGUGCCCAGCCGCCUGCCCGCCUCGCUGGCGGGCCACCCGGUCAUCACGGCUCAGGCUGUGCAAGCCGCAGCCGCCGCCCAGGCUGCGGCCCUUGAGCAGCUGCGGGAGAAGCUGGAGUCCGGGGAGCCGGCGGAGAAGAAGAUGGCGCUCGUGACGGACGAGCAGCAGCGCCUCAUGCAGAGGGCCAUCCAGCAGAACCUGCUUGCCAUGACCGCCCAGCUGCCCAUGAGCAUCCGGAUCAACAGCCAAGGGACGCACUCGCCAGAGAACCGCCAAGACGCUGCCACAAACCUGGCCACGAACGGCACAAACAGCAUAAGCAUGUCGGUUGAGAUCAACGGCAUCGUAUACACAGGGGUGUUGUUUGCGCAAACUCCAGGACCGUCGUCCUCUCUGAACAAAGGCAAUGCCAACAGCGGGCGAAGCAGCAGUGGCACCGGCGGUGGGGCUGGUGGGAGCGCACCAGCGGGCGGGGCGCCAUCAGGCCUGCAAGCUGGUUUGCCCAGUGCCCCAACUUCUACCUCAACCAACUCUGCGUCGCCUUAAAAAAAAGAAAACGACCCCAAGCCCACAUACUUCUCUUUAUCCCGCCAAAAUGAAAGUCCAGUUUGGGCAAUAUACAGGGAUAUGACGGCCUGGUUUGGACGGAUAGCAUCCUUUUUGCCUGGUCCCCUGUCCAGGGUGGUGGUGGUGGGGAGUUAAAUUGCACCUUCCCCACCUCCAACACCUGCAGGCAUCUAUGUUUGGGCAACGCAUUUGAACAAGGAUUUCCUGUUUUUUGGGGGAGGGGGAGGCAGAGAAUCAACUUCUAUAUUUUGUGCAUGUAUGGACUUGCCCAAAUGCGGGACCCACUUGUGGACAUUUGGGGUGUGGGGCAAGGGGUCUAGGAAGGUGCAAUCUUCUCUUCCCUUUCCCCACCCCCAAAUCUCUCCCUCCAUCAUUGCAUGCAGGGAGCAGUUUGAGGGAUGGCACCAUCCCAACCAGGAUCACGAGAGACAAUCGACCCAGAUUGCUUCUGUAACAGCUUGACACCAAAAUAUUGAACCAAACUUGACUCUCGCGCUUUCUGGCAAAGUGGGGAAAAGGGAGUUACCUGGGGCUAAAGUUCUCCGCACUCUGCCCCUUCCCUUCUCCCCCUGGCCACCCCCCUCCCUCCCUCCCUCCGCAAAUAUGCAAAAGGAGAACACCACAGAAAAGCUUUUAAACGGGGCGGGGUGGGUGGGUAGGGGUGGAGGUGUCGUUGAACUCUGAGCCAGAUGAAAACACUGUGCAGUUUAGGUUUUUGACGUAAUGCAUUGUAGACUUCUAACUCCUUACCUCAUGUGAAUUCACACUUUGCACUGUGUGUCUUUUUAUUUUUACUUUUAAUAAUAAUAAUUGUUUUUGGAUGCCUCCAGAUGGGCAGCGUUGGGAUGUGGGGCGGUACAGGCGUGCACUGGAAUGAAAUCCUUUCUUUUUAAAAAACCAAACAAUGGCAUUUAUGAAAUGGGGGGAAGCGGACGGGGGGAACUUUCUUUGUUUUAAACCGCUCUCAAAGUAUAUAAGGACUAUUCAGGGGGUUGUAAAUAUAAACUUCUUUUGUUAUUAUUGUUCUCAAAAGGCAACCAAAAAGGGAAAAAAACCAACCCCAGAUCUAUAAAGCAAAUCCUAUAAAACUUGCAUUUUAUGUCUGGGGGCUGCGAGGAAACCCUCUAAAAUAUGUCGCUUGCGUGUGUGUGUUUUGGAUAAUGUAUUUGGGGGAUGCCUUUUCUCUCCCUGCUCCCCAAAUCUUCUGAGGAAACUGGUGGGGCUUUUGGGGGGGGAGGGGGUGUUUGUCUCUGAUUAAUGAGCUCAGGUGGUUUUUAUAGGGGGGGAACGGACAAGCAGCAGCGUUAACAUUUCAAAGGAUGAUAUUUUUGUACGGAGUUCUCCCCCCCUCCCGUGCCUUGGGGGCAUUGCAUGCAUGGGGUGGAAGGACUGAGGAUCCUAAAGGGCAGCGUGCAGCCUUGAACCCUUUGCACCCCCGGAACACAAUCAUUUCUCUUUUGCAAUGACGCAAAGCCACCGCACGCACUGUGAACAUGACUAGUCCUGUUGCUGAAAAUAAUUUUAAAACAGCAGCGUUGACCUGUGGUUUGGUCUCUGCAAAAAGGCAACGGGGCAUUCUGUAUUCUGUGCGGGUAGAUUGCAGGACCCCUUGGCUGCUCUGCCGAGCUACAAUUUCUAGGUCACCUGGUGGGGGAGUGCUGCCUCUGAACAGUUUGAAAAUCUUUUUGUUUCUUGCAUUCAAACAUAAUUCUAGGUGUGAAGAAGAGUGGGCGAGCAUGUGUGGUCUUGCAACAGGAUUUUGGAAACGUUUUGGAGACUUCUUGCUGAGGUGAUGUUUGUGUUUUUGCGCCUCCCCGCUCCUUCCACUUUGGAGUGACUGUGCCCUCCAAAUCCACAUGUAAUUUUAUUUGAACGGGACACAUCGGUGACCCUCCAGAUGUUGCUGGACUCCCACUGACCAUUAUUGCUCCUGACUUUGGGGCUUCUGGGAGUUGGGAGUCCCGACAACAUCCAGAGGGCCACAGGUUCCCUGGCCCCGAUUCCCAGGAAUCGGAGUGUUUGGGUUGGACAUCUUCUAGCUUCUCUAGAAUUGGGAGGGAGGCUCCUCUGCUUUCGCAGUUGCCGUAAGGGGCUGUCAAAAUCCUUAUGGGUCUCUGCUAGCAUCCAGGGAGUUCUCUUCAUUUGCACCAGGAAGAUAUUGUGGUUUUGCCUUGGGGUGACAUCUACCUCAACUACCCCUUUCCCCCCCUAGUUCUCACUGGCAGGCAGGAGGCAACAACACGUGUAAGACCAUCAAUAUGGCUGAGGUUUCUUGAAUUGGUUAUUUCAGGAAUUUUUUUUUCUUACAGGGACAGAAUCUCUCCCCCCCCCCAGAAUGCUUUCUAGAAAAGCAGCUUUCCUGGGGAGGGCUAUGAAGGGCUGGUGAAACUCCCAAACAGCAGCAAAGUCAGCCCCAGUCGCAAGAGAUUUGUGCUGCUUUCUCCUAUGGGCUGGUUUUAAUUUCUCACUUGGGAGUGUGUGCUUGACUUAAGGGGGCUGUAGGAAUUUUUACGGGCCCCACAGCAGAUGGAUAUAUUUUCUUUCCUCCCUCUCUGUAUCCCCACCCCCAUCUCUUGCAUUGGUUGGAUAUGGGAUAGUCAACGUGGUGCUCUCCAGAUGUUUGGGACAACAAAACAUCUGGAGGGCACCACAGUUGGCAAAGGUUGAGCUAGACAUCAGUGCUUUUGCUUCCUUGCUUGGGUUCCUGGUCACCCCCACCACCCUGGGACUGUGUUUCACGUGGGAUUCUCAUGUGAGAUCUCAGGUUCAUUUGCACACCUGUCUGCAUAAGAUUCAUGCAGAACUUCACCCCUUCCGCCUCCCUCCCCACCUCCCACCCCAAAAAAGCAAAAUGGUACCUGUCCUGAGCCUGACUGGUUGGCAAUUCCAAGCAGAGGCGAAUGUGAGGGGCAUGUGUUGGGCCUUGCACCAGGCAUAACCGAGCCACACUUUAGUAGCCACGUUGGCGCACCCCGUUGGGUAGCAGAGUCGGUGGCUGCCACCAAUUUGUAACGUGGUAGGUUUUAAUUUUCUGGGUUCUGGGGAGGGCUUGAGGAUAUUGUGUAGGAAGGAAUGGCAGAGAAAGAGGGGGAGAGGGCCAGACGCGUAAAGGGCUGCAUACGUGCCACACGUGGGCUCCCCCACAGAAAAAAGGGAUCAUGGGAACUAGCUCUGGGAGGGAUAACCAACGGUUCCCAGGAUUCUUUGGGGGAAAGCCAUGUGAUUUAAAUGUGGCUCAGCUAUGAGGAGAGGGCAGGAUUGCUGGGUCUAACCCUCUUUAGCUGUGAAAAGCCUCAAGAGCUAACACUCCCCCCCCUUCUUAAACAGAGACAGAGGGUGGGCAGGCGCGGGCUAGCCUAUUUUGAGGCGUGCGCUGUCAGGAACUCUUCCUGCCCUAUAUUUAGAUGCUGUCUGCAUGGCCGAGACCAGGACAAAGAGAGAUCUCUUUCCUCCACACACCCCGAGGCUGCCAUGGGGCUUGCAUGUGAGGGUCAUGGGGUCGAAAGGGAAUGUCUUCAAACUGAGGAGGAUGGGAAAGGCACCUUUUUCGGGGGUCAUUUGCUGCUCUCCCCCCCAUGUGGCCUCGGAUCCCCGAUGCACUGGAGAAAGAGAUGUCCUUGCCGGUUAAGUCCAAACGGUGGGUUGUGUCCAGUCACAGCAGACCCAUUGAAAUUAACUGGGCCCAAGUUUGUCGGGUCAGUGUCAAUGGAUCCACUGAGUGGGAUUCAGAUACCUGAUAUCUCCCCAUAUCUGCUCUGUGGGAGAGUCUAGAUAAGCACCACACACACACCACAGCAAAGUUCUGUUUUGGGAUUUUAUUAACGGUUUACUCAAAAUGGUUUCUAGAAUCUGACCCCCCUCCCCCAAAAGACAACCAUGUCUCUGCACAUCAGCCCAGAAACAUUUUUCCCUGUGCAAAAUCCUGUUCCUACCACCAUUCCUCCAUUGGGGCAAGUAGAUUUUUUUCUUUUUGAUUUGCAGAUAAUCUAACCAUACAGGUAUGUGGGAACAGAAAGUGCAAGUGUCUGCUUUGAAUGAAACGGGUGAAACGGCUGCGUGCUGACCGGGGGUCAGUCAGUCAUCAGUGUGUGCGCGCAGGGGAACUUCUCCUUCAAAAUUGGCCUAAUUGAUUCGGCCUUUUAAAGUUAUUAUUUGAGGUCAUCUUUAGAUGCCUUUACCAAUCUAAACAAAUCUGUAUCCUUAUGUGCGUGCCUCCCCCACCUCCUCCCCAGCACUCUGGCCUUCUUGUCCGCCUCCACAUAAAAAAAGGAACCUUUCCAAUCUACCCAUUGGACAGGCCUCCCCAUCUUCCUGUCCCUCAGCGUUGUUUUGCCCUCUGUGCCAAUGGGACAGCCUUGUUGGUUUUCUUUUUUUAAAAAACAUUUUGUCAAACCGUAGACCACAAACCCUUCCCUCUCCGAAGGCCCUUUGGGGAUGGAGACAAAGGCUUGUUGCAAGAAUGAUCAAAUCUCAACUUAUUAAGCUGAUAAGUUGCCUUCAAGCCCCUUGUGUGAACCCCCAUUAAACCAGCAAGUCUCUUAAUUCCCCACAGCCGUCUGUUUCUUCAAACUGGGAAAAGAUAGUAUACGUGCUCUCCGGGCUAUUAAAACCACAACUUGAAGUUUAAUGGUUUAAUAUCCCGGCUUGUUCCGAAAUGGAACAGUUUCUAGACCAGAGAGUUGUGGUUCAGAUAAAAUGUCGUUUGUGAAGGGCGCUGGAAACCGUAGCUCUGUGAGGCGCAAAAGAUUCUUUGUGGAGAAGCCAUGGACUGCCCCUAGGCAGCCUUUCUGGUUUGAUGGUUGCUCACUGUGUAAAGAGGCUCCAUGUGGGGAAAAGGCUUGUGUGUACCUUGGCUUCGUAAGCCAAUGUGAUUGUCCGGACAUAGCCAAGUUUUCAAUGCCAGAUUUCAGCGGUUGUGGGGUGCACGUGGUGGUGGGGGGCCUCCUACUUGUUCACUCAUUCUGACAGCUCUGUGCCUGGAAUCCACUGGUGUCAGAGUCAAAUCAUCAAAUUCUGACCAUCUUGGAUAAAGAGAUGCCUCCUAUCAAUCCACUUAGCUUGUGGCUAUCCCUGUUGGAUGGUGUGUGUGUGUGUGUGUGUGUAUUAUUUUCCCUGCCCCGUACACCCCCUCGAUGUUUAGUGAGGGUGGGUGGAGAAGAGAAAUUCUAUAUCCAAAUUUAUAUAAAUAUAUAUAUGAGUGUGUAUGUUUGUGCUUUUUUUUUAGCGUGGAUUAUUGUGUGUGCGUCCACAUCUCCAAGGAACGUGGUUUUCUUGUUUUUUACUUCUCUCAGUCCAAGCUUUGCAUAAGAGUUGGAUUGUGACUCAGGGGAAUCGAACCUGCUGUGGGGAUUUUGAUUGUAUUCUGGAGGGGGUGCAGGGAGGGCUGGGAUGGCGGGAGAAGGGUAUAUUAUAUUAAAUCAGAUUUGCUUGCUGUGGUCGUGACUUGAGCAGGCUGUGUGUGCGUGCAGUGGUGGGCGUGUUCAGAUGCUGGUUUGAAGGCUUUCAAAACCCCAUUUGGGUCCAUGCACCAGCUUUCAGCGUUCCCAGUAACAGGAUGGUGAAUCGCCAAGACUAGGUGACGAAUGCUUAACACUCAGAGGAGAUGAAGUGGCUAGCUUGGUAACUUAUUUUUGGGGGGGGGGGAGUUGUGCCAGUUAAUUGCACUUGCCUCUCAAGAAGAACGUUCCAGGUGCCACCACAUUUUUGGAAAGGGUACAUUGGCCCUUGGGGAGGUGGGAUGGUGGCCGAGAGGGAGGUGCAGCCUGUAGAAGACCCCAACCUCACCCUGGGAUUUCUGAUUUAUUUUGUGCUAAGGCCUUCCAAGAGUAAGAAAGGAUCCACCUUCUAGGGCUUACUGGAGCUCCUUUUGGGAGGGGCAAUCUCCCUCACUCUCCCAGCUGAAUAGCAGGUCCUCUUCUACCACAUUUGGGGUUUUUUGUUGUUGUUAAAAAACCCUUGUGGUUUUUCUUCAUGAAAGCAAGGAUUUCUGAGCAGCCCAACCCACAAUCAGAUACUGUCUUUGUUGGCUUAAUUUUAUUCUUCUUGCGAAGAGGAAAGGGAAUGGCUUUAGUUAGUAGUAAAGGGGCGUUUUUGUUGCAUUUAUACAAACACUGUGGUUUUCUUGGGGGGUGUCUGAUUUUUAUUUUUAUGGGGGGAAGAUAAGCUCAUCUCCCCCGCCUCUCUUUCUUUCUCUUUGCAUAUCGAUUUUAAAAUAAGAUGUAACUUCAGGAUUUUUCUUCUUCUUCUGGGGUUUUUUUGAAAGGAAAAAAGCAAAUUGAACACGGCAAGGAUAUGCAAUCUGUACAGCAUAUAUAUAGUUUUUUGACUCAGGUAAUAAAGAAAUAAAAAUCAAAAAAGAAACCACAUUCUACCUCUGAAAACAGCAGGGCUGCCUUCUGUCUUGGGGGGCAGGAAGGGGGGCUCUGGAUUUUUUUUGUUUUUCUUGUGUGUUUUUUUAAAGAAAAAUUCACUUUUUCAUAAAACAUUCAGGUAUUAGCCUAUGUGACUUAAAGAGAGAAAUAAAAAAACACGGAAAAGUUUACAUUUUAUAACAUUAUUAUUGCAGAUUGUAUUUAAACUUCAGAAAAUAUUUAAGAUGAUUGUAACCUUGUAAAGUUGAAGAAAUAUUAAAGAACAGGAAAAGGA